This is a messenger RNA of Eucalyptus grandis, 2162 nucleotides long. Its product is annotated as protein ALTERED PHOSPHATE STARVATION RESPONSE 1. Lineage: Eukaryota; Viridiplantae; Streptophyta; Magnoliopsida; Myrtales; Myrtaceae. The record is from RefSeq and is a predicted model, not a curated record.
AUGGGGUGUUGUUACUCGAGGGUGGAGAGAGAGGAGAUGGUGUCGCGUUGCAGGGCGAGGAAGAGGUACAUGAAGCAGUUCGUGAAGGCGAGGCAGGGGUUCUCGGUCUCGCACGCCAUGUACCUGCGCGCCCUCCGCAGCACCGGAUCCGCCCUCCUCCAGUUCGCCAACGGCGAGGCCACCCUCCACCUCCACCUCCACCACCACCACCGGCGCCUCCACUCGCCGUCCCUGCUGCCCUCCCCGCCGCCGCAGCCUCCGCCCACCCCGCCGUCCCCGCCCCCUCUCAGCCCCGGCUCCGACGGCUGGACCUCCACCUCCGUCACCGCCUCCUCGGCCAUGCCGCCCCCGCCCCCUCCGGCCGCCCCGCCGCCGCCGCCGCCCGCGGCUUCGGGGUGGGAUUUCUGGGACCCUUUCAUGCCGGCGUCCUCGAGGUCGGUCACGGAGGAGGAUUGGGAGGUGACCACGACGGCAUCUGAGCUGGCGGCACCGCCGGCGGCCGCCAUGACGGUGGUCAGUGGGUAUUCGAAGGACAGCAACAGCGAACUUGCAAUGGUGGUGUCGAGGAAUAGUGGGAAAGAUCUGAUGGGGAUCAUCAAAGAGCUUGAUGAGUAUUUCCUGAAUGCUGCUGAUGCUGGUGCUGAUGUGUCGUUGGCGUUGGAAGUUUCAAGCCCUGCUUUUUCUUGCCAAAGCAAAGAGGGUAAAGUUUAUAAUAUGUGGAAUCUGAGCCCCUCACUGUGGACGCGCGGAUGCACCAGUCCCAAAUCAAACGGCUUCGGCAGGAUGAGUGCCCAGAAUUUUGGCAACGGAAGGUCUGUGUAUGGCAGCCACUGUUCUACUGCUGAGAGGUUAUACGCUUGGGAGAAGAAGCUGUACAAGGAGGUCAAGGAUGCAGAGACCUUUAAAAUCGAGCACGACAAGAGGGUGGAGCAUUUGAGGAAGCUUGAGCUGAAGCGGGCUGACUAUAUGAAGACUGAGAAAACCAAAAAGGAGAUUGAGAAGUUGGAAUCACAGAUGAUGGUCGCUUCCCAAGCCAUCGAGACAACUUCUGCUGAAAUCGUCAAAUUAAGAGACACAGAGCUCUAUCCACAGCUGCUUGAGCUAGUUAAAGGAUUGAUGUGCAUGUGGAGAAGCAUGUAUGAGUGCCACCAGGUCCAGACCCACAUAGUCCAGCAGCUUAAAUACCUGAACAUCAUUCCAUCUGCUGAACCCACGUCCGAGAUUCACCGACAGUCAACUCUGCAGCUUGAGCUGGAGGUCCAGCAGUGGCACCUCUCCUUCUGCAGCCUUGUCAAGGCUCAACGAGAUUACAUUCAGUCACUUACAGGCUGGCUCCGCCUCAGCCUCUUCCAGUUCAACAAGAACACACUAUCUCGAACCUCAGAAGAGUCGAGGAUUUAUUCACUCUGUGAGGAGUGGCAACAAGCCGUUGACCGGAUCCCUGACAAAGUAGCAUCAGAAGUAAUCAAGAGCCUAUUGACUGCAAUCCAUUCUAUUGUGGUUCAACAACAGGAGGAGCAGAAGCAGAAGAAAAGGGCAGAAUGUGCAUUCAAAGAACUCGAGAAGAAGACGAUUGAGCUCAGGUCAUUGGAGAGCAAGUACGGUCCAUUUUGUGCAGCCGAGACUCUUGGUUCUGGAAGAAAUAAGGACCCUGUUGGAGAAAAGCAUGCUAAGGUGGCAUUUUUGAGAGCCAAAGCAGAGGAGGAGAAGUCGAAACACGACAAAUCGGUGAGCAUAACUAGAGCAAUGACACUGAAUAACCUACAGAUGGGUUUUCCACAUUUGUUCCAAGCAAUCGUGGGGUUUUCUAGCGUGUGCAUGCAAGCGUUCGAGUCCUUGUACAAUGUAGCCAAGAACAAUGAACAGGAGCAUGAUUUGAAGAGGCUUCUCCCUUGAUUAUGUAGCGAUGCGGAUCGAUUCAUUGCUGAGAAUGUCCAUACCGAUGUACAUAGAAGAGAGUUUUGUCUCAACUUGGUUGUCCAUGAAGAUAAUCUUAUUAGGUAUUACUACUUUUUCAGACAACCCACUAUGGUGAAGUUAGGUUAUAAUGAGAGGAGUUUAGAAACUCGAGUUGGGUGUUGUGAGUUGUUUGUCCUUUACAGGAAUGAUUUUGGAUGAUUUCAGUAUUCAAACCGCAAUGACCACUUUGUGACAGCUGCGCA